Messenger RNA from Cherax quadricarinatus, 2847 nucleotides. Its product is annotated as zinc finger protein 300-like. Lineage: Eukaryota; Metazoa; Arthropoda; Malacostraca; Decapoda; Parastacidae. The record is from RefSeq and is a predicted model, not a curated record.
GUACUGCAGAUCAUUCUGGUACAAGAAGGUGGCACUUGUAGUGUCAGUACUGCAGGUCAUCCUGGUACUAGAAGGUGGCACUUGUAGUGUCAAUACUGAAGGUCAUCCUGGUACUAAAAGGUUGUACUUGUAGUACCAACAUGAUUGUCAGAGAACUCUUGUAAGUUCUGACUCUACAGUAAUGUAGAUAUGGUGACAACAGUAACCACAGUGUUAAUACAAUGACAGCACUAAUUAGUGUUAAUACAGUGACAAUAACUAGUUUUAUUAGUGACAAUAACUAGUUUUAAUACAGUGAAGACACUAAUAUGGUGCUUAUUCAGUGACAACACUGUAACAACAGUGUUGGUACUACAAUACUUUGAAUGCCAACAAGUGUCAUCACAUUAAUGUAUCAUAAAUAUCUAAAUAUUUGCUAAUAUCAUCCUUCCUAUUCCUCAAACACUAUUACCCCUUCAUGUUUAGUGCUUGCUAUACUUAAAAUAGUUGAAUAAUACAAGAAUAUUAGUUUUCUCUGUAACAAAAUAUUCUCAAAUUUCCCCUGGUUAAACAAUUUAAAAAUGAGAAUUUAUUGUUCACUAUGUCUAAAAUACCUGAAAAACAGUGUGAUGAGACAACACAGUGUACAGUUGUUCAUGUAGGAGACCAAUUAUAUCAACAUUCACACUCAUCACUAAAACAAUCUUCACAACAACUUCAGUGUGGAUGUCAGACCAGGUUUAUCGUAGGCAGAAAAACACUUCAGUGUUCAGUGUGUCUAAAAGAUUUUACUGAAAAAUAUAAUUUAGCCAUUCACAUGAGAACUCAUACUGGAGAGAAGCCAUAUCAGUGUUCAGAAUGUAUGAAAGACUUUUCUCAAAAAUCAAGCUUAGUAAGCCACAUAAGAACUCAUACUAGAGAAAAGCCAUAUCAGUGUUCAGAAUGUCAGAAAGACUUUUCUACGAAACAGGAUUUAGAAAGACACAUGAGAACUCAUACUGGAGAGAAGCCAUAUCAGUGUUCAGAAUGUAUGCAAGACUUUGCUAGAAAAUCACAUUUAGUAAGUCACAUGAGAACUCAUACUGGAGAGAAACCAUAUCAUUGUUCAGAGUGUCUGAAAGAUUUUUCUCAAAAAUCAAGCUUAGUAAGUCACAUGAGAACUCAUACCGGAGAGAAGCCAUAUCAGUGUUCAGAAUGUCUGAAAGACUUUUCUGAAAAAUCUAAUUUAUUAAGUCACAUGUUAACUCAUACUGGAGAGAAGCUAUAUCAGUGUUCAGAAUGUCUGAAACACUUUCCUAGGAAACACCAUUUAGAAACACACAUGAGAACUCAUACUGGAGAGAAGCCAUAUCAGUGUUCAGAAUGUCUGAAAGGCUUUUCUAGGAAACAAGAUUUAGAAAGACACAUGAGAUCUCAUACUGGAGAGAAGCCAUAUCAGUGUUCAGAAUGUCUUAAAGACUUUUCUAGAAAAUCACAUUUAAUAAGUCACAUGAAAACUCAUACUGGAGAGAAGUCAUAUCAGUGCUCAGAAUAAAAGUCUUUUCUAAAUGAUUUCAUUUAGAAAGUCACAUGAGAAGUCAUACUGAAGAGAAAGCUUUGCCAGAGGAGGUGUCAUGUGUUAUGUGCUGAUAUUUCUUCCUCUACCAACACUGAUAUUAACCCUUUCACUGUCGGUCCCAUAAUAUUAUGACUUGCAAAGCAGUGUUGGUCCUGUAAUACUGGUGUGAGAAAGCUGGUAGGUCUACCUAUGAGAGAAUGGGUCUGAGUGGUCAGUGUACACAGUAUAAACAAAAUCCUACAAAAUGCAGUGCAUAAUGAGAAGAAAAAAGUUUUUGGUUUACAACAGUGACUUUAUGGUGUAUUUUCGUAUGGUAUUUAUGGUUGUAUUCUCAUUUUCUUGGUCUCAUGUGAUAGAAUGGAAGAUGUAUAGUAGGGCCCCACUUAUACGGCAGGUUAGGUUCCAGGCUACUGCUGUAAAGUGGAACACACUUUUUUUUUCACUUACAAAUGCAUAUAAAUACUAGAUAACAAGUAUACACUAACAUAUAUGUAUUAAGUUAGCAAUAGAAUUAGGCAUUAAAAACAAUAAAAAUGUAAAAUACACAUAUAGUGCACUCAUUACUUACCUUGAAAUAUUUGUAGUCUGUAGUCUUAAUCUAGGGUGAAAUGAGUAGUAUUGUAAGAAAUGAAGUGUAUGUAUGGUAGGCCAGCCAGGCUACCAUACCAGGCCACCCCACCCACAACCAAUAUUCUAUGACAUUUAAGCAUCCCUGAGUGAUAAAAUGCAUAUACAGUUCACUCAUUACUUACCUUAAAAUGUUUGUAGUCUUAAUGUAGAAUCAGAGAUGAGUAAACAAGAUAAAAUGAAUAAAUGAGAGAGAGAGACAAUAAGUACAUGAGAGAGGACAGGUGCGGAGUUAUGUAAACAAACCAGGCAUCAAACCAGGCAUAUGCGAGUUUAAUAAACAAACCAGGUGAGCACAUCUGGUUUGUGUAGAAAUUAUAUUGUGUGCGCAUUAUCUCUAUGUUAAUAUGGUAGAAUAAAGAAGAACACUCCCAUUCUCAUUGUAACACCAGUUUUAGAAGAAAUGACACUUUGAGUGAAGGCACAUGAAAGGAAUAAUUUUCUACAGUUACCCCCCAGUAACACAUUUUCUCUGAUGUUGGACUAGAGAAAAUGUUAAUCUUGCUGUCAGUCAUACAGUCGUCUGGCUACCACAUCUCAUAUUUAUGUUAAUUUAUUCUACUGUGGGGUGUACUUAUCAUCUUCAUAUGUUAUGUAUCAUGUUUAUUAUAUAAUUUUGAAAAAUAUCAUAGGUGGGUUAAUGAAAAUGUGUAUAUUAGUGUAAUAUAUGACAUUUAAUGAGA